AUGCUAGAGAUGUUGAAGCAGGAACCAUCAAAGGACAACCCCAUCUUCUUUCCUACCGACUCAGAGUACGACUGGUUGUUGGCCAAGAUGUUUGUCAGAAGUGCAGAUUUCCAGGACCACCAGCUUAACUCCCACUUGCUCCGCACUCAUCUUCUGGCAGAAGUCUUUUCUGUCUCACUCCUGGGUAACCUGCCCAUGGUGCAUCCACUGUACAAGCUCCUGGUUCCACACACUCGCUACACCCUCCAGAUAAACGCCCUAGCCCGGAACCUACUCAUAUCUGACAGUGGAAUUUUCAAUACGAUCACCUCUUCUGGUGGAGAGGCUUUGCAAAAAAUCCUGCAACGAGCCACAUCAUCUAUGACCUACACCUCGCUCUGCAUUCGGGAUGACAUCAAGGAGAGAGGGCUGGAGUCUGUGCCUGACUUCUACUACAGAGAGGAUGGCUUCCAGAUGUGGGACAUCAACAGGUUUGUUCAGGGAGUGCUUGGCUACUACUACAAAGAAGACUCUGAUGUCCAGCGAGACACAGAGCUACAGACCUGGGUUCUGGGCAUCUUUGUACAUGGAUUCCUUUCACGGCCGGAAUCUGGAAUGCCGCAAAAAUUGAACACUGUAGCUGAGCUGGUGAAAUUCGUCACCAUGGUGAUCUUCACCGGUUCUUCCCAGCACGCUGCAGUAAACAACGGCCAGUUUGAAUACGGUUCAUGGAUGCCCAACACUCCAACGACCCUACAGCGCCCCCCGCCGACCACCAAGGGAACUGCAGAUGAAAGCUCCCUCCUGGAAACUCUCCCUGAUGUCAACGCCACCGUUAAUGGCAUGGCUGUUAUGUAUCUGCUCAGCAAGCAGUCCAGCGAUUUUGUGCCCCUUGGCCACUACCCUGAAGAGUAUUUCUCUGAAAGAGUUCCACACCAGCACAUGCAGCUCUUUAAAGGGGAGCUUGGAAUUUUAAGUUCAAAGAUUGAAGCCAGAAACUUGGGUCUGAAAAUCCCGUACACUUUUCUGGACCCAGCGUUGCUGGAGAAUAGUGUAGCCAUCUGAUAGCAUCAGCUAUGUGGGGUAGGAGGCUCUGGUGGUCCUGAAGGUGGACUCCCAGCUGAAGGUUUGGGUUCAAACUCCAUUGUCUACACGGUCUGCUGCCAACAACUUUAAAUUAAAAUCGUAAUCAUUUAAUUCUCAAAUCUUUAGAACUGGGAGAAGCAAAAACUGAUAAUAUGUGCAAGUGUUUGUUCCUCUGAAAUUGUUGGUUC
Molecule: messenger RNA, 1253 nt
Organism: Gadus macrocephalus (Pacific cod)
Lineage: Eukaryota; Metazoa; Chordata; Actinopteri; Gadiformes; Gadidae
Product: hydroperoxide isomerase ALOXE3-like
Exons: 8
Coding region: 1-1044 (347 amino acids)
Biological process (GO): linoleic acid metabolic process; lipid oxidation
Molecular function (GO): oxidoreductase activity, acting on single donors with incorporation of molecular oxygen, incorporation of two atoms of oxygen; metal ion binding
Source: RefSeq, a predicted model, not a curated record